AGGCCCCCCCCCCCGAAAUUCACCCCCGACACAACCAUUGGGGUUUAACGCACGCCGUGACGUAGUCAGCGGGGGGUCGUCGUUUCCGACGAGCUCGUCAACGUUAACAGUGCGGCCACCAGCAGUUGCCUUUUUCCUUUUUUUCUCUCCGUCCUCUCCUAUUUUUCCCUUUGAUUUUCCUCCCACCCGCGCGUCCGAAUUACGCACCACCGGAGCGUCGGUAGUGGUAGCAGCGGUUGGUGGAAUGGUCGUAGAGCGUUCGGAAUUCAGAUUUCGGGAUCCAGGAACCUCCGUUUCGUUACGUUUCGUUCCAAUCCGAUCCACCGCUCCUCUUCGGGACUUUCCCUCGGUCCCCGCGUAGCUCGUAGGUCGUUGUAAAAAUCGCCCUUCAUCCCUCUCUUCUCUUCGGAGCCUAAUAAAUAUAUAUAUGUAUAUACAUAUAUUCACGGUACAUAGAGCCAUGUAUUCUACGUGGAUAUAAAUGAAUGUACGUACCCAGUGCAGAUACAUAUAUGUAUAUAUAUAAAUACGUCCCUCUCUCCCGGUGUAUGUACAAGGCUGACCCUGCGGGAAGGGUGGGGCUUAAAAUAAGGGUGUUAUAAGUGGUUGGGUGUUACCUUCACGAGUACAAGUUAUACCUACAGAUAUACAAGUUUUAUCCCCCAGCUGGGGGAUGACGAGAGCGACAACAUGGGGGUAACUGAAAUCGUACGUAAAAUCACAGUCAGUUUCUUACUCUCAAAACCUGAACCACGCGCGAACUUUAACACCCGCCGCCGUACGUUACUGCACCGAAAUUCUUCCUUGUUUUUAGUUUUUUUUUUUCCUCUUCCUCUUCUCUUCUCUUCUUUCUCCACAAGUUUUACGUGACAAAACUUUAUCCAACCACCUUAAUUUUUCACCAGUGUUUUUUUCUCCUAUACCUCGUCGACUCACCCUCCCCACCCCCUAAAUUUUUUCAUAUACCCACGCAAGUCCCACAUAUUUCAUCCCCACGUAUAAUGUCGGAUUUAUCGGUCUCUGCGAUUAAUACAAUACGAACAACGAUGACAAUAAUAAUAACGAUGAUAAAUGUGAUUUGAUUAACGAAACAAAUACAGGGAAAAUUUUUUCAUCCAAAUGCAGUGGAAAUAUUAAUAUAUAUAUAAUUAUAGUAAUUUAAUUAAAUUCGGUGAUUGCAUCCAUAAUUUGUUUGACCACCUUUCUUUCAUUUUUUUUUCUUUCUUUUUAUUAUGUAAUUUCGUGUGCACAACGAAUAAAUUGGACAAUAAAAAAAUAACAGUAGUAAUCAUAUUAAUUGAAUUAAAAAAAUGGCACCUAUGAUAGAAAAUCAUAGACGAUUGACGACAACUUCAGCUUCAACUAUUUUGAACAGUAAUCCGUACGUCGAUAGUUGGAAGAGGAGGCAAUUAGCCGCAGCAGCGAAAAAAUUUCACCCUGGUAGAAAUUCGCCCGGUGCAUUUACCAAGGAGGAGGACUUAUCGAAUUCGCAAAUUCGCGAUAGUAAAAUAUUCGGCAGUAACAACAACAACAACAACAACAACAACAUCAACAAUUACAACAACAUAAACAACAACAACAACGACAAUAUAAAGAAGAACAAGAUCGGCGGCGAGAGUAACGAAAACGUUGGUAUAAUAACGGAUAAGAAGAAUUGCGCCAACGAUAUUACGUUGAACGUGACUGGAGCGAGCUUGGCAUCCGGUCCUCAAGAAGUUGUAAUGAAGGAAAAAAGCAAAAACGCUGCGCGGUUUCGUCGGGAGAAAGAAAACCAAGAGUUCUUUGAACUGGCAAAACUCCUUCCGCUUCCGGCGGCCAUCACAUCACAACUUGACAAAGCCAGUAUAAUCAGACUGACAACGAGCUACCUAAAAAUGAGGCACGUUUUUCCCGACGGUCUCGGAGACGCUUGGGGCGCAGCACCUCCGGCGACGAAUUCGAGGGAGGCUGCGAUAAAGGAACUUGGCUCCCAUCUUUUGCAAACUCUAGACGGCUUCAUCUUCGUGGUCGCUCCCGAUGGCAAAAUAAUGUACAUCAGUGAAACGGCGAGCGUGCAUUUAGGACUGUCCCAGGUGGAAUUGACCGGGAACAGCAUUUACGAAUACAUCCACCCCGCGGACCACCAAGAAAUGGAGGCCGUCCUGAGUCUCGGCCAUUUGGCGGCGUCCCCCAACGGACUCAGUUUACCACCCCCGAAUCCCAGGGGAGACAUAGAGCUGGAACGGGCAUUUUUCCUGCGGAUGAAAUGCGUGCUGGCCAAAAGAAACGCCGGACUCACGACGGCCGGAUACAAGGUGAUCCAUUGCUCGGGUUAUUUGAAGGUGAAACAGUUCAGCCUCAGCGGGGCCGGGGGUCCGGAAUACGAGGAGACCGGCAUUCAAAAUGUCGGCUUGGUAGCCGUGGGACAUUCGUUACCCCCGAGUUCGGUUACGGAAAUAAAAUUACACCACAACAUGUUCAUGUUUCGUGCCUCCCUGGACCUGAAACUGAUAUUCCUGGACGCGAGGGUCGCUCAGUUGACGGGCUACGAACCUCAGGAUCUCAUAGAAAAAACUCUGUACCACUACGUGCACGGAUGCGACGUCAUGCAGAUGAGAUACGCCCACCAAAUACUGCUGUACAAAGGUCAGGUGACGACGAGGUACUACCGUUUCCUCACGAGGUCCGGGGGUUGGGUUUGGAUGCAGAGUUACGCAACGAUAGUUCACAAUUCGAGGAGUUCCAGGCCGCACUGUAUAGUAUCGGUGAACUACGUGCUGUCCGACCUCGAAGCAUCGGACCUGGUGCUGAAUUCCGAGCAGAAACUGUCGUCGGGUGGCAGCUGCCAGUCGGCCGCGACGAUAUCCGGAUCGAAUUCGUCGGCCGCGCAGUCUACGGGUGCGGCAACGGGCACGACGGAUCUCGAUCAGCUCGAGCAGAGCCCCAGUCCGCCCUACAGGACUUCGGGAAGGGUGAACGAACCACCGGACACGGAGUACGGCGACAGCUCGGGAUACUCGGGGGCGGAAUUCGUACCGGGACAACAAACUAGUCACGUUCAUUACUUGUCCAAUUCUUACAACCCCCAGAAUCCCGGCAGCCACGAGGAAGGAUCCUACUAUCCGGCCGAACUGUUCUACCAAUACGGAGGCAUGCACCACGACCCCCUUCCCUCGAUGCCGCAUCACCAGCAGCAACAGCAUUCUCACCUGGUCCACCACCCGGCGUCGACGACGAUCCAGCAGCAGCAGCACAGCCCUCAGCAGAACAACCAGCAGCAGCCCCAAGUCGCCCAGCAGACCCAGCAGCAGCAUCAGCAACGGCCGUUCUCAGCGUCUUCAAGUUCUUGCGGCAGUUCGGACGCCUCGGACAGCCACAUGCCCAGUCCUCUGGGUCUGCACUCGUCCCUUCCGCCCGGUUACGUGGGCCACCACAACAUCCUGGACUCGUCUUCCGCCUCCUCGGCGAGCGUACAGGGCGACGGAACGAUAAUGUUCCCGAGCUGCGGUUUCAACAACAACAACAACAACAACAGUUACUCGGCGACGUCGACGCCGACGGGCGUCGCCCACCAGGAGAACGCGGCGUCCGCCUACCCGGGUCAUCACAAUCCGAGAUUGGGUCAUCCCCACGCGCACUCCCAUCAUCCUCAUCACCACCAUCAUCACAACCACCACCACCACCACUCGCUUGAGCAUUUGGAGACGACGGCGGCGACCGGGUCCGCCGGUUACACGAGCGUCAUUGUGGACACCCAACAGUACAGUCCGGGUCCGAUCGUUCAAACUAUUCACAGUGUUUCGCACGGUUCGGGUACGAUAAGUGGCACACCCCCCCUGGCUUCUCAUCAACAUCAUCACGAAGUACACCACCAAUUCGUUCACUGACGUUCGUUGCAAAGCCCGACCACUUAGCGAGCCCAGCUCUGCUUUGGAGUCAUUAGAAAUUGAGAGUCUUCGACGUGGAAGACGGAAGUGGAGAGGAAGAGAGAAAACGCUUCCUCCAAAAUUCGGUCAUUUCGGAUGACGAACGACGACGAUAAACUCGUGCUGGUCGCGAGUAUUGAUUAUUCGGACGAUUUUUAAUCAUUGCUAAUCACCUAUUCGUCGCAGCAAAUUGGUUUCUUUAGAAUUGCGGAACGGAGGGAUGGAAAAAUGGACUUUUUCAGCAAAUUGUCGGUAAGAACUGAAUUAGAAAUAAGAGGAACACGGAGAUCGGAAUUUCAAAGAGAGAGAGAGAAAGAAAAAAAUUAUCCCCAUUCUCGAUCAAUUCUCAUUGAAUGCUAAACUAUUAUGCAUGCAGUAUGUUUCGCAUCAAAACUUCACUGUAAAUAUACGACAAAUGAUACGUAGAAACGAAAAAGUAAAAAACGAACAAAAAUUAAUCAAAGAAUAUAAAUACCAAGAAUAUUGAUUCAAGUUUGCCUAGACAUGUUAACUAACGAACAAAUAAAUAAUCAAAGUGCCAUAAGUCGCGGUGUACAUGUAUCGGCAGUGUAGAGUAAUUUUUGUUCUUUUGGAAAAGAAAAUUUUUCCGACUUUUUUUCUUUUUAGUUUCAUUUUUUAGAUUAGUGUAAAUAUUAUGAAUAUAUAUAGUCGUUAAAGAAUAUAAAUAUGC
Molecule: messenger RNA, 4596 nt
Organism: Athalia rosae (coleseed sawfly)
Lineage: Eukaryota; Metazoa; Arthropoda; Insecta; Hymenoptera; Athaliidae
Gene: sim
Product: single-minded homolog 2
Exons: 9
Coding region: 1311-3866 (851 amino acids)
Biological process (GO): regulation of transcription by RNA polymerase II
Cellular component (GO): transcription regulator complex; cytoplasm; nucleus
Molecular function (GO): RNA polymerase II transcription regulatory region sequence-specific DNA binding; protein dimerization activity; DNA-binding transcription factor activity, RNA polymerase II-specific
Source: RefSeq, a predicted model, not a curated record